This is a messenger RNA of Cadophora gregata, 483 nucleotides long. RefSeq names its product lysyl-tRNA synthetase. The transcript has a single exon. Bases 1 to 483 code for a protein of 160 amino acids. The record is from RefSeq and is a predicted model, not a curated record. Gene Ontology annotation, molecular function: tRNA binding; lysine-tRNA ligase activity; ATP binding. Gene Ontology annotation, biological process: lysyl-tRNA aminoacylation. Gene Ontology annotation, cellular component: cytosol. Lineage: Eukaryota; Fungi; Ascomycota; Leotiomycetes; Helotiales; Ploettnerulaceae.
AUGAUUCCCGCGCUUGAGGAAGCCACUGGUGUUCGCUUCCCAGAUAGUCAACAUCUGCAUACAGACGAGUCGAGAGACUUCCUCAUGGGUCUUCUAGAGAAGUAUAACAUCAUUUGCUCCCCACCUCAAACCAAUGCCCGCAUGCUCGACAAGCUCGUCGGCGAAUUCAUCGAAUCGCGAUGUACGAAUCCAACAUACAUCAUCCACCACCCCGUGAUCCUCUCCCCUCUCUCAAAGGCGCAUCCUCUCUAUCCAGGUCUUACCGAGCGUGCAGAGGCAUUCGUGUGCAAGCGCGAGAUCUGCAACCUGUUCACCGAAUUGAACGAUCUUUUUGAGCAGCGAGAAAGAUUCAAGGAACAGGCGAGACAGAAGGCUCAGGGUGAUGAAGAGGCGCAGGGGGUUGUGGAUGAGGAUUCUGUAGGGCGCUGGAGUAUGGAUUGCCGCCUACGGGUGGGUGUGGGAUUGGAUUGGAUAGGCUGUUGA